AGGAAGUGGCGGUGGGAGACUGCUUUUGUCCUCCACUGCAGGUCACGUGGUGGUGGCACGACAGCUCCUUUCUCCGCUCCCCCCUCCCCCGUGGCGGAGCCCGGUGCGGCUGCAGCAUGGUGCACAUGGCCUUACAGGUGGCGUUGGGCUCCGGCUUCACGGUGCUCACGCAGCCGCUUAUGUACGUGAAGAUGCUAGUGCAGGUGGGAUAUGAACCCCUCCCUCCAACUCUGGGAAGAAAUAUUUUUGGACGACAAGUCUAUCAGCUGCCUGGUCUCUUUGCUUAUGCAAAACACAUUAUGAAGAUUGAUGGGAGGGCUGGACUCUUCAAUGGUUUGGCUCCUAGACUCUGCUCAGGAGCCAUUGGCACUGUAGUACACAGUAAAGUUUUACAGCACUGCCAGAAUGCUGAUCAAAGUGAGGAAUUAGAGAAUAGCUACAAAGAAUCUGGAUCCUUUCUGGAUCAAGUUAUCAAGGAGACCUCUCAAGAGAUGAUUGCGUGUUCUGCUGCUACGCUAGUCACCCAUCCAUUUCAUGUGAUCACGUUGAGGUGUAUGGUGCAGUUCAUUGGCAGAGAGACCAAGUACAGUGGAGUGUUUAGCUCUUUUGUCACCAUUUACCGGGAAGAGGGCAUCUUUGGAUUUUUCGCGGGCCUUAUUCCCCGUCUGCUUGGAGAAAUCCUGUCCUUGUGGCUUUGUAAUAUGCUGGCCUACCUCAUCAAUACCUAUGCACUGGAGAAUGGGGUCUCCACCAUGUCUGAGAUGAAGAGCUACUCUCAGACUGUCACUGGAUUCUUUGCCAGUAUGCUGACCUACCCCUUCGUACUUGUUUCAAACCUGAUGGCCAUUAACAGCUGCGGGCUCGCUGCUGGCCUCCCACCUUAUGCGCCAGUGUACACCUCCUGGUUACAUUGCUGGAGCCAGCUGCAUGGGGAGGGCAACCUGAGCCGAGGCAACAGCCUGUUUUUCCGGAAGGUGCCUGCAGGAAAGCAGUAUUUGUGGGAAGAGAAGAGAUUUCAUUGAGUCUGCAGCCUCUUGUGGCUGUUCCAGAUGCACAGAAUGAUGGCAAUGUGUUGAUUUCUAUACAGUUUUUUAAAAUAAUCAUUUAACCUUGGGAAAUGGACUUGACUGUGAGCAUGACUUAAUGACAAAAGUAGAAGGGGAAAUUCUAUUCCCGUCUCUCAAACAUGUAGAGGGAGGUUGGGGUAAUUGCCAAAAAGCUGCCACACUUGGGGGGAAAAAUAGAGGUUUUGUGAACAGGGAUAUUUUUUUAACUUUCUCCAGAGAGAAACAUCUGUGUUGGGAGUACUCUCGCCCCUUGUGUUCUUGCCAUGCUAUCAGAUACUACUGCAAGUUGGUUGCAAAGCUGUGUUUUUCCUCUGGAAAUAGGCUGCCAAUAGAAUGAGAUGGUUUCCAUUUGGCUUUGUUAUUUGCAGCUGCUAGAUCGAUUUGGGGAAAGUGGACCAAUAUUUUUUUUUCCUUAGAGACAAAGUCAUUUCUCGGUCUUCAUUCCUUCAAACAAAUUGUUAAACUUUGCUUUAGUUAAGCCCAGAAGAUGAGCCUGCUUGGCUAUACAGAAGGUUCAGCAUUACCAAGGAGCAAGUAGAGCCCAUGUUCUGCCACUGAGCAGAUCCAGGAAACAUCUCUCACUUUUUUUGCAAGACGGCUGAGGGAGCUUUACUUGUGAUGGCCAUUGAAAGGACGUGCCACUUUCAGCAGUCCACUGUAUGGAUUAAGCAAUUUUCUCCCAAAGCUAUCACAAAUAUUUAAAAAGGGAAAUCCAUUGUUAUGGGGAGAAAGCCACCUAAUUGUUCUUCUCCCAUGCUGCCCACAGAUAGCCCCCACAUAGGGAUGGCUUUAAUCAAAAUUGAAUUCAAUGUAGCCUUUGCAAUAUUUCGGUCAAAAGCUGAGUGCUGAAGCUUCAUGGGCACAUGAGCAUUUCAUCUGGCAUUCAUGCAGAAGUUCUAAGUGAAUAACCAUCUUCUUAAGAUGGCUACUCUACCAUAGGAUGGAAGGGUAUGAAGUAGGGUCUUUGGGUAUAAGAGACUCCAGAAGACAUUAAUUUACCCUCAUAGUUGGGCCUGGCAAAACUGCUGUUCAAAAAUGUGAUCAUGAAACUUACUGGCAGUGCAGAAUGUUAUGGGGUUAAUUCAGUAUGCUUUUAAAAUUCUAUUAGAAUUUUAUAAUGUCAAUAAAGCUGUAAGCUGU
Molecule: messenger RNA, 2207 nt
Organism: Candoia aspera
Lineage: Eukaryota; Metazoa; Chordata; Lepidosauria; Squamata; Candoiidae
Gene: MTCH2
Product: mitochondrial carrier 2
Exons: 13
Coding region: 117-1022 (301 amino acids)
Biological process (GO): positive regulation of apoptotic process
Cellular component (GO): mitochondrion; membrane
Source: RefSeq, a predicted model, not a curated record